GGAGCGGGUACGAAGUGGGACGGGUGGGGCGGAUAAACCUAAAAUCCACCCCGCCUCAUCACCCAUGGCGGGUAUGGUUUUUAUCUCCAUCCCCGCCCCAUCACCCGCCAAACCAAGAUUCAUCCCCGCCCCAACGCAGCUCUCUUAUUUGACCCGCCCCAACGCGGGUCUCUUAUUUGACCCGCCCCACUGACAUCCCUAGAUAUGUGCUUUAUAAGUGGGUAAAAGACACUUGUAAUUUGAAAAAACAAAAAAAAAAAAAAAAAAAAAAAAAGGUAGAGAAACAGAGUGUAAUUGGAUAGAGUUGACAUAUUUUGACUCAUAUAGUAUAAGCUACUCCGUAUAAAAUUAAAUGCUUGUUGUUACUUUAUUUUUCUUAAAUAAAUAAAUAAAUAUCUGGACUAAUAGAUUUAGAAUACUUUUUUUUAUUUUUAACUAGUAGAUAUACAAACCAACAGAGUUGUUUUUUUUUUUUUUUUAAGGAACAUACCAACAUAGUAUGACUAUGGGCCGUUACUGUUAACUUAGUGAAGUAUAACUUGAGGUUCAGGUUCAAUGCAUAAUAAUUCAUUGAGGCUCAGGUUCAAGGCAUAAUUACUUAAGUGGGGUCCAGAAAAGCUGUGAUGCAUUUAUAAAUCUAUGUGGUCAUUAGUUCUUCUUAUUAACCACAACUAAUUAUUUGCGGUUGAGGUUCACGUUGAAGUUGAUAGUUGUGAUAAUUUCUUGAUGGAAUCUUAAAGCUGCAACUACUGAGUACUAAGGAAAUGAUAACUUGCGGAGAAGUAGAUUCUAAAGGUCACUUGGAAUUGAGGGAGGAUCCAGAGGCAUGGAUUAAAAAUAACCCUCCUUCUCGUCUAGCCUUGCGUUGUUAUGAAAAGGAAGAGGUAGGAGAAUCAAUAGGUGAGCUCACACAGCUCAUCCGCCUGGAAUUCUUGUACUGUGAUUCCCUGAAAUGUGUGUCUAACACCAUCACUAGGCUUCACAAAUUGGAGCACUUGCAAUUUUAUAAGUGUUAUUGUUUGGAAGAAUUGCCGGCAAAUAUAGGGCAGUUGGUGAGCCUUACUCAUCUCAAGCUUGAUUAUUGCGAGAACAUAAAGUUCCUUCCUGAUAGCAUUGUAAAUCUAUCCAAUUUGACUUAUUUAACUCUCUCUUCCUGUGAUUCCCUUGUUGAAUUGCCGGCAAAUAUAGGGCAGUUGGUGAGCCUUACCCAUCUCAAACUUAAAUAUUGCAAGAACAUAAAGUCACUUCCUUUGAGCAUUGCAAAUCUAUCCAAUUUGACAUCUUUAUCUCUCUUUUCCUGUGAGUCCCUGGUUGAAUUGCCGGCAAAUUUGGAUGGGUUGGCCCAUUUAUGUCUUCUUGAUAUUCAAUCAUCCAAAAUCAAGUGUCUUCCUUGGAGCAUCACGAAGCUACGCAAACUCCGACAUCUAAUGUUGCCCGAACAUUUCAGACUCGAAACGUUGCCAUAUGACUUGAAUCAUUCGGUCAUCAUUUCUGUUAAAGAUAGGCAUGUUCGCAAAUCCUGGGAGGAACUUAAAACAGAGAUAGGAGAAUUGCCCAUUCCUUUUGGUGGAGAAAUAAGAAAUGAUGCAGCUCAAAAUCCCUCUAUCAUAUCUCCUCCUGGUUAUCUCCGAUUGAAGGAGGAUGAUCCUUCGCAAUGGAUUAUUAAUAACAGAAAUUUACUCAUGUUGGUUCGAUUUUUGGACUUGGAAAAUGUUAAGGAGUUAACAGAUUCCAUAAUGCAAUUCAGUGAGCUCACCACCUCUAUCUCUACUUCACUGAUCAUAUUUGCCUCCCGGAUAACUACUUUGUCACAUUCACAAGGCUUACACAUCUCUCUCUCGACUCUUCUGAUGUUGAAAUUGAUGAGUCCGUUAUUCACAGCUUAAGCAAGCUAUCCAAUUUACAAACACUACAUCUGCGAUUAUCCAUUUAUGAUAGCUUGGAAAAUUUUAAUAUGCCUGUCAGCCUCAAACAUCUCUCUUUAUCAUCUUGCAAUAUGAGGCCACUUUAUGAUAGCUUGGAAAAGUUAACUAACUUAAGGAGUCUGGAUCUCAAUUCCUGUGAUUAUUGCGAGUCAUUGCCACCAUGUAUGUAUAUUCACAAACUCAGGCUUGUGGAUUGCUCCUUCGAGUCACUUGACUCACUUCCUAUUGGCCUACAUCACCUGGAAAUUUUGUUUUCAAAGAUUAUAAUGACCUGAGAUGUAUCUUUGAAAAAUGUUGGAAUAAAUUAGUCAAC
Messenger RNA from Chenopodium quinoa (quinoa), 2238 nucleotides. Its product is annotated as disease resistance protein TAO1-like. NCBI's taxonomy places the organism in Eukaryota, Viridiplantae, Streptophyta, Magnoliopsida, Caryophyllales, Amaranthaceae. Bases 765 to 1886 code for a protein of 373 amino acids. The record is from RefSeq and is a predicted model, not a curated record. Gene Ontology annotation, biological process: defense response to fungus. The transcript has 3 exons.